AUGUCUCACGCCAUGUCGGAUGACCAGGUCGCGGAAGAGCUCAAGAAGAUGACAGCUUUCAUCCGUCAAGAAGCCUUAGAGAAAGCGCGCGAGAUCCAGAUAAAAGCAGACGAAGAAUUCGCCAUCGAAAAGUCUAAGCUCGUUCGCCAGGAGACAGCCUCAAUCGACUCUGCCUAUGCCAAAAAGCACAAACAGGCAUCCAUGAGCCAACAAGUUACACGCAGUACACUAGCCAACAAGACUCGCCUAAAGGUUCUCGGGCGAGGGCAAGAAUUGUUGGACGACUUAUUCGAAAAAGUGAGGAAUGAAUUAAGUUCUGCCAGCAAAGAUGCAAGCAAGUACGAGGAAAUGUGCCGGGGCCUAGUGCUUGAAGGACUGUACGCGUUAAAUGAGAACAAAGUAGCGCUUAGAGCGCGACAGCAGGAUUUUAAGACGGUGAAGAGCGCAGCGGAGAGCGCGAAGCAAGAGUACACAGAGAAUAUUGGGGGAAAGGUGGAGAUCAUCUUAGACGAGAAAAAUCCACUACCGGAAAGCUCUGCCGGGGGUGUCUUCAUUAUUGGGGGAUCUGGCAAGAUUGAUAUCAACAACACGCUCGAAGAACGAUUGAAGCUGUCGGAGACGGAUGCGUUACCAUUGGUACGAAGGACACUCUUCGGACAAAAUGAAAACCGAAAAUUUCGGGACUGA
Messenger RNA from Bacidia gigantensis, 687 nucleotides. It is a transcript of the gene VMA4, whose product is annotated as V-ATPase V1 sector subunit E. The transcript is spliced from 3 exons. The record is from RefSeq and is a predicted model, not a curated record. The coding region runs from base 1 to 687 and encodes 228 amino acids. Gene Ontology annotation, molecular function: proton-transporting ATPase activity, rotational mechanism. NCBI's taxonomy places the organism in Eukaryota, Fungi, Ascomycota, Lecanoromycetes, Lecanorales, Ramalinaceae. Gene Ontology annotation, cellular component: proton-transporting two-sector ATPase complex, catalytic domain. Gene Ontology annotation, biological process: proton transmembrane transport.